AUGAUGGCUGCCGCUCCAAUACUUCUAUACUAUCGAUCCCCAACCGACCUCGUUGCGCCUGGUCAGCGUUACAAUUCCGCUACAUAUCCUUCUGCCAAUCUCUAUGACUCCGAUAACGAGCCUCUUCUUCCCCAUUCUCAUCGUCUUUCCGCCCUCUCAGGUUCUCCUUAUACCGCAAAUACUUACUCGGAACAUAUGUAUGCGGCCCCCUCCUUUCACAAUACCCCCGUAAGCGAAGAUUCUAUCAUCCCCGCCAUCGUCAUCGAUGUUAUUCCCGCCGAAAGACGUGAUUCUUCUGGCUCAGACAGUAGCCACAACGAUACCAUUCCACAGAAAAGCAAGACAGGUUUAGUCUCAAGACUUGUUAAGAAGAAAAAGGACAAGGGCAAAAAUGGAGAUGAUAAGGAAAAGAAGUUAACGAAAGUAGUUUAUAUGCCGAGGAAAGAGUAUCUAAAACAUUUUGCUCGAGGUCACAGUGGUGAAUACAUGGGCACCGAGCCUCAUCGCCGCUGGUCUGAAGAAGAAUUGGAGCAAACUUUUGGUAAAUUCAGGCCACCGAAAAGAAAUAAUGGAAUGUUCUGGGAACGAGGUUGA
Messenger RNA from Botrytis byssoidea, 594 nucleotides. RefSeq lists its product as uncharacterized. The transcript has 3 exons. NCBI's taxonomy places the organism in Eukaryota, Fungi, Ascomycota, Leotiomycetes, Helotiales, Sclerotiniaceae. The record is from RefSeq and is a predicted model, not a curated record. The coding region runs from base 1 to 594 and encodes 197 amino acids.